AUGGCAAAGUCAAAGCCAACUCCGGCACCACCAUCUGGGUGUGCGUCCCAAGAGUUCAGCGAGACGGAUCUUCUCGGAAAUAUCAUUGAAGGUGCUGGUGGAAAAUGUAAUAGAGAACAGAGCAGGAGUCUGCUGGAGCCCUUGGUGGAGGGUCUCCUGAGAGGGAACAAGUUCUUGCUGGUGUUGGAUGAUGUUUGGGAUGCUCGGAUCUGGGACGACUUGCUCCACAAUCCUUUGCAGGGAGGAGCAGCAGGCAGCAGGGUGCUGGUGACCACCAGAAACGCAGGGAUCGCGAGGCAAAUGAAGGCGGCCCACGUCCACGAGAUGAAGCUGCUGUCUCCGGAGGAUGGCUGGUCCCUCCUGUGCAAGAAGGCGACGAUGAACGCAGAGGAGGAAAGGGAUGCCCAAGAUCUCAAGGACACAGGCAUGAAGAUUGUUGACAAAUGCGGAGGGCUUCCCCUGGCCAUCAAGACCAUCGGAGGGGUCCUCUGCACCAGAGGACUCGACAAAAAUGCGUGGGAGGAAGUUCUCCGCAGCGCCACAUGGUCACAGACCGCGCUUCCCGAAGGUGUGCACGGAGCACUGUAUCUGAGCUACCAAGACUUGCCGUCCCAUCUCAAGCAAUGCUUUCUCUACUGUGCCUUGUUCAAAGAAGACUAUAUGUUUCACGGACCUGAAAUCGUCAUAUUAUGGAUAGCCGAGGGGUUUGUCGAAGCACGAGGAGAUGUCAGCUUGGAGGAAACAGGGGAACAAUAUUACAUAGAGCUGCUUCAUAGGAGCCUUCUGCAAUCGCUGCAACCUUUGAGUCUGGACUACGAUAAUUAUUCCAAGAUGCAUGGCCUGCUGCGUUCGCUCAGCCAUUUCCUAUCGAGAGAUGAGAGCUUGUGCAUUAAUGACGUGCAAAACGAGUGGAGAAGUGGUGCCGCCUCGAUGAAGCUGCGUCGGUUGUCGAUUGUGGCCACUGAAACCACGGACAUCCAGCAUAUCGUCAGUUUGACCAAGCAACAUGAGUCGGUGAGGACAUUGUUGGCGCCGAGAACAAUUGGAUAUGCGGAGGAUAUUGACGAGUACUUGAAGAACUUCGUGCGACUUAGAGUCCUGCAUCUUAUGUUCACAAAUAUCAAGAUCCUACCGCACUACAUCGAAAAUUUGAUACAUUUGAGAUACUUGAAUGUGUCUUAUACCGAUGUAACGAAGCUUCCAGAAAGCAUAUGCAAUCUAAUGAAUUUACAGUUUUUGAUCCUCAGAGGAUGUAGACAGUUGACACAGAUCCCCCAGGGUAUGGCUAGACUAUUCAAUCUAAGGACACUCGAUUGUACAUAUACACAGCUGGAGAGCUUACCAUGUGGAAUAGGAAGGUUGAAGCACCUCAAUGAACUCGGAGGAUUCGUGAUGAACACGGCUACUGGUACGUGCCCAUUGGAAGCGUUAGGCGGCCUCCAGGAGCUCAGAUACCUCUCCGUUUACAAGUUGGAGUGGGCAUGCAUGGAGGCUGAACCAAUAAGGGAUACAAGCGUCUUAAAGGGUAACAAAAAACUGAAGCAUCUACGUUUAAAUUGCUCAUCCAGAUCGACAUCCGAUGGUCUCAGGGAGGAAGAGAUUGAAAGAAUGGAGAAGGUGUUGGAUGUGGCACUUCAUCCACCAUCGUCUGUUGUUUCGCUCAGGUUAGAGAUUUUUUUCCUUCUCUGGUACCCAAGCUGCAUGGCGUCUGCAAGCAUCAGUUCGCUUCUUCUAAACAUAAGCCGCUUGGAACUAAUUGACUGCACUGAUUGGCCACUACUUCCACCGCUAGGAAAGCUCCCCAGCUUGGAGUUUCUUUUCAUACGAGGUGCACGUGCAGUGACCACCAUCGGACCGGAAUUUUUUGGGUGUGAAGCUGCUGCUACUGGUCAUGAACGGGAACGGAAUUCAAAGCGCCCUUCUUCUUCUUCUUCUCCUCCUCCUUCGUUGUUUCCGAAACUAAGGCAGCUGGAACUCUGGAAUAUGACUAACAUGGAAGUGUGGGAUUGGGUUGCGGAAGGUUUUGCUAUGCGUCGCCUCAAAAAAUUGGUCCUCGGAAAUUGCCCCAAGUUGAAGUCUCUACCGGAAGGCCUGAUCCGACAGGCAACCUGCUUAACCAAAUUGGAUCUGGCCAAUGUGUGUGCUCUCAAGUCCAUCAGAGGUUUCCCUUCUGUGAAACAACUGAGUAUACGUGGUAAAUCAGAUCUGGAGAUUGUUACUGAUCUCCCUGCACUGGAAUUCUUGAAGUUGGGCACGUUUGGGCGUCUCAACAAUCAUUUACCAGAGUGGUUGGCGGCUUGCCCUGCAUGCUUCACCACGCUCCAGAGACUGGACGUAUGGGGAACCACCCAACUCCUCCGCAGAUGCCUCCAAAAUGGCGCAGACUGGUCCAUGAUCAAACACUUUGCAAAUUUUUCCAUCAAUGAUAACCAAGGCAAUUAUAUAAACUACAUCAAGCAUUCCGGCACCUUCGAGACAAACCUAGACGAUGCUGCUGCUGCUGCUGCUGUUGCUGCAAAGGAAGAAGGCAUCAAUGUGCUUUGAGGGAGAACGACAUCAUUCACGAUGUUAUAUUGGCAGUCAUGUCUAAUAUGAUCAUUGCAAAUGGUGCUGACCAUGGAAAGUCGGAGACUUUUGAGAGGAAGUGCAGAUCGAGAGGUUGGUUGUGACUCAUACUACAUUCCUAUAAUAUGGUGAUAUCAGCGCGAUCUGGUGGACAACUUAUUUUGGCUUUCUUUCUCUCUCUGUUUCAUAUAUUUCUUCUACUACAACUACUGAUAUGAUGAUCUCAUUGCAAUCUGUUGCAUAUGUACGGUAUAUUCCACCAUCUUAGAAAUGGGAUCGCCACACAUCGCAAAAGCAGGUAUAUUCAUGGUGAUGUAUCCUGUUCCUCAAUCAUCAUCAUCUUCGACAGCCGCGUCUUCGUCUUCAUUGUCAUCAACUAAGUUCAUCGCUAAGGUGUAGGAUUGUUUGAUGUAGUUCAUGUAAUUGUGUCGGUCGUCUUUGAUGUAAACAAUCGGAAGGUGUUUGAUCUUGGACCAGUCCUUCGCGUCCUUUUGGAGGCACCUGCGGAGCAGUCGAUUGCUGCAUUCUAUGUCCAGUCUCUGGAGCGCAGUCAAGCAUGGGAGACCUCCCAGUAGCCACUCGGGUAAAGAUGGAACAUGCCGCCACCUCUCCAACUGCAACACCUCCAGUUCAGGGACAUCGGUGACGAUCUCCAAACCUGAUUCACCACAUACCCUCAAGUUCCUGACCGAAGGGAAACCCCUGAUAUUCUUGAGAGCGCCGACGUUCUCCAAGUGCAAUGUGGUCAGGCAGGUGGCAUGACGACUCAGGCAUUCCGGUAGAGACUCCAACUUGGGGCAAUCGGCGAGGAGCAUACAGAUCAUGUGUUGUGGAAUUACUGUAGAACUAAGAUGCAGACCUGUGAGUCUGUCAA
Molecule: messenger RNA, 3439 nt
Organism: Musa acuminata AAA Group (dessert banana)
Lineage: Eukaryota; Viridiplantae; Streptophyta; Magnoliopsida; Zingiberales; Musaceae
Product: putative disease resistance RPP13-like protein 1
Exons: 2
Coding region: 1-2544 (847 amino acids)
Biological process (GO): defense response to other organism
Molecular function (GO): ADP binding
Source: RefSeq, a predicted model, not a curated record